Molecule: messenger RNA, 1337 nt
Organism: Cuscuta epithymum
Lineage: Eukaryota; Viridiplantae; Streptophyta; Magnoliopsida; Solanales; Convolvulaceae
Source: the annotation of a GenBank genome assembly
CAAAAAAAUAGGAGUAAUGAUAAAGGAACUUCGCCUGCUGCCAAUGCGAAUGAAGUUAAGAGCCAAAAACCUUAAAACCUUUUAUCAAUAAUUAUUAUUGAUACCUGAAAGCCAAGUUUUAUCUUCAAUCAGUUCGAUAGACUUCCUUCUGCGAAGAGUUGGGGAUUGAAUGGAUCUUCGUCCCAGGCAGAGGCAAUCCUUCUCUGGUUUCACCGAAGACGAGGUCCAGAGGAUGGACUCCUUACUUAAGGAAUCAAAUGAAAAGGUCUUAGACCAAGACUUCUGUAAGAAAUUGGCAAAGGGUUUCAAUCACUCCAAGGGUCGAGCUGGAAAACCUGUUGUGAAGUGGAUGGAGAUACAAAAAUGGUUUGAGAACAGGCAGCAAAAGUGCCUCCUAACAGAUACUCCUCCAGAUUCCCUCAAAGUAUUGCCCGAUGUCCCAGACUCACACCAUCCAGAAAAUGAAAAAGAAUAUUCUCAUAUAAAAAAAGUUAUCUCCUUUGCUGAAAAAGUUCCAGAUCUGUCAGAGUUAGAAUUCGAAGCUAGAUCUUCGAAAGACGGGGCAUGGUAUGAUAUUGAUUCUUUUAUCUCACACAGAUAUUUAAGCUCAGGGGAUGCUGAAGUUCUUGUAAGGUUUAUUGGGUUUGGGGAAGAGGAGGAUGAGUGGGUAAACAUAAGGAAGUCAGUCCGUGAACGUUCUAUUGCUUUGGAGCAUUCAGAGUGCAACAGAGUGGUGAUCGGAGAUAGUGUUUUGUGCUUUCAGGAGAAAAAGGAUCAAGCAAGAUACUUAGAAGCGAAUGUCACAGAAAUCCAAAAGAGAUUGCACGAUAUAAGAGGCUGCAGGUGCCUAUUCGUGAUCCGAUAUGGUCAUGAUAACACUGAGGAAACUGUUCGAUUGAAAAGAUUAUGUUUCCGGCCUGGCAUACUAGCCCGCCUGCCAGUGAUUUAGCCCUGAUUCACAAAAUUUCAACAUCUGUGCAUAAUAGACAUCCUGAAAAGUUUUCACUUUGACCUGCUAGUCUGCUUCAGCGAGCCUCCUAUAGCUGUUUUGGAGGGGCUAUAAGUUAGUUUUGAAGAAUGAUUGAUAGCGUGGACUUGUAGCCAUUGUGAGAAGUGAACUUUCAUCUUUUUGCCUACUUUAACUGCCCAUGCAUGGGUGGGAAAUUCUACUAGAAUAGUUUUUGAAUCUAGUGGCAGUCAAGUUGACUGAAAACAGGUUGGGUUUCAAACCUAAUUGUGUUCAAAUAUUGGCUGCUAAUUUGGGUGGUUGCAAGACCAAAAUGACCCCUUUAUAAUGUCAUUAUUAUGAUUAAUUCGUCCGUAUUUUUUGUUUGUCA